GCAAAGGAGUUGAUGAUUCGAAAGCAGUAUCGACAGGCAGUGAAGACGCAACUCAGGCAAAGUAAAGUCUUGCAAGCACAGGUAUUGAAUUCAAUUCCGAAAGAAGAGCAUCGCGAUAUGAUAACGAAAUUGAAAGAUGAACAGAAAAGAAAAGUGGCCAUCUUGGCUGGGCAAUAUGAAACAACCAUUGAAAGUAUGGUGCAGGAUUUGACUGUGAAACUCGAGUCUUGGCAGGUAAAUUGGAAUUUUGUUCAGCACCGCUGA
Anisakis simplex (herring worm) is the source of this 264-nucleotide messenger RNA. The record is from the annotation of a GenBank genome assembly. NCBI's taxonomy places the organism in Eukaryota, Metazoa, Nematoda, Chromadorea, Rhabditida, Anisakidae.